AUGGUUCCUGCCAUCAUCAAAGCUGAGAUUUCAGACCUGGAUAUUCCCUACUAUCCUGAUCGUCACGAUCCUAGUCCCACUCCAGGCGCUGCUCUGGCCCCAAUCACUGGUAAUGGCCUGCCACCGGAAUCCGCUUUGCCUCCACCGGCCGUGCCCUUCGAACCCAGCGAAGUUAUGGACCGCGGAGAUCAGAUGUAUACAAAAGCGGUGAAAGAAGGACUGCUUCCUGUAUCUCCAACACAAGAGGAUCCUCUACUCGAUUCUUUCGAAGAUCGUCUAUACAUGUCUUUCAAGACCAACCCCCAGACUCAUAGACAAUUCCUACCCAAAGGACAACUGAACAGUCUCAUACGCAAGCAACCUGUCAUCCAAGAGCUCAAGAGGAAAGUUCCCGGGGUCCGAAGGAGUUCUUAUGAGCGACUCGCAAGCACGAUUUGUGAUAACCACAAUCCAGCAAAGGAAAAUCCCAAUCCACCAAGCAAGUCGUACCAAAAAGUCUUUGCUAUACUAGUGUUGAUUGAUAUGGUGCCAUCUAUUCAAGGCUUUAUAGAUGAGGGCAUCUGCGAUCAAGAUCUUCCCCUUGUCAAAGCUGCCGAAAAUGGCGGGCUUUUCGAACUUCGAGUCGAAGCAAGACGCAACUAUCGAUUGAAAACAUUCUUGUCAUGGACUAGAGUGAGCAUCAGAAACUUCGAGGAGUACCAAUGGACCAUACUGCCGCCAUUCUUCACCAAAGGUAAAAGAAAGAACGUCAAACACUAUGUCCUUGCGCCUCAUAUUGUUCUUCCAUUCACCUCGACCAGUAAUCACGACGAUAUUGGAGCUGCUGAGAUGCAUGGGGGUGGCUUCAGUCGAGUUUUCAAAGCCGAGAUUCACCCUGACCACCAUGACUUCAGCAAUUCAGCUUCAGAACCAAGUGUGAGUCCUCGAGCCCUCGCAACCAGAAUCACCACGAACCUAAGGAGAAAUAUUGGUCUGACAGCCACAGGUGCGGCCAAACACUUUCGCAGUGAAAUGUCUCAACUCGCCGAGUAA
Colletotrichum costaricense is the source of this 1032-nucleotide messenger RNA. RefSeq lists its product as uncharacterized. The transcript has 2 exons. Bases 1 to 1032 code for a protein of 343 amino acids. NCBI's taxonomy places the organism in Eukaryota, Fungi, Ascomycota, Sordariomycetes, Glomerellales, Glomerellaceae. The record is from RefSeq and is a predicted model, not a curated record.